Messenger RNA from Marmota monax (woodchuck), 3929 nucleotides. RefSeq names its product coagulation factor XIII A chain (gene F13a1). The record is from RefSeq and is a predicted model, not a curated record. NCBI's taxonomy places the organism in Eukaryota, Metazoa, Chordata, Mammalia, Rodentia, Sciuridae. The coding region runs from base 157 to 2355 and encodes 732 amino acids. Gene Ontology annotation, biological process: peptide cross-linking; blood coagulation, fibrin clot formation. Gene Ontology annotation, molecular function: protein-glutamine gamma-glutamyltransferase activity. The transcript has 15 exons.
GGCGGAGGAGGGUGGGAGCUGUUGGAAAGUUAUUUAAGAGCCAACUUUCUGGUCCUUUUGCCUCCGUCCUUUUGAGGAAGUCCCCAAGAGGCACAGAGCGAGCCUGCGCUAGGGCACUUCCUUGGGGAGCGCACGCAGGAUCUUGCAAAUCUGAGAAUGUCAGACACUUCCAGAACCACCUUUGGGGGCAGGAGAGCAAUCCCACCCAACAACUCCAAUGCAGCAGAAGACGACCUCCCCACAGAGGAGCUGCAGGGCCUGGUGCCCCGGGGUGUCAACCUGCAAGACUUCCUGAAUGUCUCAGCCGUUCACCUGUUCAAGGAGAGAUGGGACUCCAACAAGAUUGAUCACCACACUGACAAGUACGACAAUGACAAGUUGAUUGUCCGUAGAGGACAGUCUUUUUAUGUCCAGAUUGACUUCAAUCGUCCCUACGAUCCCAGGAGGGAUUUAUUCAGGGUGGAAUAUGUCAUUGGUCGCUACCCUCAGGAGAACAAGGGGACGUACAUCCCAGUGCCCGUCGUGCCAGAGCUGCAGAAGGGAAAGUGGGGGGCCAAGGUCAUCAUGAGCGAGGACAGGUCUGUCCGGCUGUCCAUCCAGUCCUCCCCCGAGUGCAUCGUGGGUAAAUUCCGCAUGUACGUGGCUAUCUGGACCCCCUAUGGCAUACUCCGAACUCGCCGAAACCCGGAGACAGACACGUAUAUUCUCUUCAAUCCUUGGUGCGAAGAGGAUGCUGUAUAUCUGGACAAUGAGAAAGAAAGAGAAGAAUAUGUCCUGAAUGACAUCGGGGUCAUUUUUUAUGGAGACUUCAAUGACAUCAAGAGUAGAAGCUGGAGCUAUGGUCAGUUUGAAGAUGGCAUCCUCGAUGCUUGUUUGUACGUGAUGGACAGAGCACAAAUGGAUCUUUCUGGUAGAGGGAAUCCCAUCAAAGUCAGCCGGGUUGGAUCUGCAAUGAUUAAUGCCAAAGAUGAUGAAGGUGUCCUCGUUGGAUCAUGGGACAAUAUCUAUGCCUAUGGCGUCCCCCCAUCAGCCUGGACUGGAAGCGUUGACAUUCUACUGGAAUACAGGAGCUCUGAGAAUCCAGUCCGAUAUGGCCAAUGCUGGGUUUUUGCUGGUGUUUUUAACACAUUUUUGCGGUGUCUUGGAAUUCCAGCAAGAGUCAUCACCAACUAUUUCUCAGCCCAUGAUAAUGAUGCCAAUUUGCAGAUGGACAUCUUCCUGGAAGAAGACGGGAGCGUGAGUAACAAACUCACCAAGGAUUCAGUGUGGAAUUACCACUGCUGGAACGAAGCGUGGAUGACCAGGCCUGAUCUUCCUGUGGGAUUUGGAGGCUGGCAAGCUGUGGACAGCACCCCCCAGGAAAACAGCGACGGCAUGUACCGGUGUGGCCCCGCGUCGGUUCAAGCCGUCAAGCACGGCCACGUCUGCUUCCAGUUUGACGCUCCCUUCGUGUUUGCAGAGGUCAACAGUGAUCUUAUUUACAUCACAGCUAAAAAAGACGGCACUCACGUGGUAGAAACCUUGGAUACCACCCACAUUGGAAAACUAAUUGUAACCAAACAACUUGAAGGAGACGGCAUACAGGAUAUUACUGAUACCUACAAAUUCCAAGAAGGUCAAGAGGAAGAGCGGCUGGCCCUAGAGACAGCACUCAUGUAUGGAGCUAAGAAGGCCCUCAACACAGAGGGCGUGGUCAAAUCGAGAUCAGACGUGGACAUGGACUUUGAGGUGGAAAAUGCCGUGCUGGGAAAGGACUUCAAGAUCACCAUCACCUUCCGGAACAACAGCUCCAACCGUUACAGCAUCUCUGCCUAUCUCUCGGGCAACAUCACCUUCUACACCGGGGUCUCCAAGACGGAAUUCAAGAAGGAGACAUUCGACGUGGUGCUGGACCCCUUAUCCUUCAAAAAAGAAGAGGUGCUGGUCAGAGCUGGGGAGUACAUGAGCCAGCUACUGGAACAAGGAUUUCUGCACUUCUUUGUCACAGCUCGCAUCAAUGAGACCAAAGACGUUCUGGCCAAGCAGAAGUCCACUGUGCUGACCAUCCCCAAGGUCAUCAUCAAGGUCCGAGGCGCUGCGGUCGUUGGUUCGGACAUGGUUGUCACUGUUGAGUUCACCAACCCUUUAAAAGAGACGCUUCAAAAUGUCUGGAUGUACCUGGAAGGUCCUGGAGUCAUAAGACCCAAAAGGAAGACGUUCCGUGAAAUCCGGCCCAACGCCACUGUACAGUGGGAAGAAGUGUGUCAGCCUUGGGUUCCUGGCCGUCGGAAGUUGAUAGCCAGCCUGACCAGUGACUCCCUGAGACACGUGUAUGGGGAGCUGGACCUGCAGAUUCAAAGACGACCUUCCAUGUAAACGCACAGGAGGCUGAGAUGGACCCAGGCUUGGCUUCUUGUAGGGUUGGCUAAGGAUAUUCUAAUGCAAAAAUAGCUCUUGCUUUAACUUAGGUGUGAAGUCUCAGACAGGACUAGAGGGAGCCUGAGAGUGGGGACGCUAUAUACAGCAAAGACACUCUUUUCCAAACCUAAGCUAUCCAGCAUGAAAGUUAGUUUUGAAUCACUCUACCUUCCAGAGGAUUCUGAGCAUUAGCUUUAAUUAAGCUCUAAUUAAGCUCUCAUAGUGCAUAAGAGCAAAAGUUAUCAUUUAUCAUCACAAAUGGCUACGCCAAAUAUCAGAGGGCUUCACUUAAUGGGGAGAUUUGCUCAAUACCUGCCCUCAUUUAAAACUUCUGAUUUCUCACUCAGCCUUCUGGGGGCAACGUACUCCCCCAAAGGGAGAGAAACACAUGACCCAGCUCUUAGAAUUCUCUUCCCCUUUCCUGGAAUCAGGUUCUACCCUCCGUGUUAGAAUCCUUUUCCCAGGAAUCUGAACACAGCAUCAUUUUUCUUCUUGGCAAAGCCAGGAAAAGGUCUUUCAUCUUGCACCUGCAGCCAAGAGAAUGCCUGCCAAAUUUCACAGAUUUACCUUGUGAGAAGAUGUGGCCCCACAUUAACAAAUUGCAUUUGUGCGAAACUUAAUCACCUAGGAGGAGAUAAGAAAGCAGGUGCAAUGCUCUGAUCUAUUGAAUAAUGUAGUUUUAUGGUGCGUUUUAAUAGGUGUCACACUGUGGCCUGAUCAGUGGGAACCAAUAUCCCUUACUUUAACCUUUCUGGGGUAUAUAACUAGAAAGUAAUGAGGCUGGUUUGGGACUGGAGGAAUAAGGAUAAUUCUCCUUAAUUAGUGAUUAUAGUUCACCUGUCUCCCUGGGAUCAUCUCCUUCACACAAUGACACAGGUUCAGGUCUUUUGUCAGAGAUAGAAUGAGCCCAGCAAGUUGGAGAAACUGGUAGAUUGAAUGACUAGACACGUAGAAGAACAGGCAGCCACUGAGUCUCUCUUUCCUUCAUAUUGCCUAUGUUGAGAUCUCACCUCAACACCCAGGUGCUGAAAGGUAACAGGAGCACAGCUCUGCAAACACCCAGUUCCAGUUCUGGCCCAGUGACAGGAUGCCAACAUCAUUUGUAUUCUGCACCAAGGCUCCAACAGACAAGUUUACUGGUAUUUAUUUACAAGGCAGAUUUAUGGUCAGAAUUUCCCAUUGAAGUGCUUCGGGUAUGAUUUAGGUGAGUAGAUUGUCAUUUUUAGAAAAAAAAAUACAUAGAAAGUCAGAAUGGCAUGCUACAUUCUAUUAAACUACAUUUCUCAGCCUUUGAAACUGAUUUUGAACCUUCAGUGCUAAGUCAUGAGGGUUACUGGGUUCCCCUCUAUAAGUAUAUCAUACAUAACUCCAUUAAGUCAUCUCCCAGCAUUUUCCAAGCCUUUCAGUACCCAAUUUUUUAAAUGAAAUGCAUUUUGCUAGACUGUUAAACUGGCUUAACUUCGUAUAUUGUUAUUAAUGCAAAUGUAAUAGAUGCUUAAAAUAAAGCUAAUCUGAUUAUAUUUGCAAUUGCA